This is a messenger RNA of Helicoverpa armigera (cotton bollworm), 1109 nucleotides long. RefSeq lists its product as uncharacterized. NCBI's taxonomy places the organism in Eukaryota, Metazoa, Arthropoda, Insecta, Lepidoptera, Noctuidae. The record is from RefSeq and is a predicted model, not a curated record. The coding region runs from base 204 to 647 and encodes 147 amino acids. The transcript has 2 exons.
AUUAUAAUUCGUUGCUUCAUUUUUCAGAUAUGAUUAUUACAACGUAGUUUCCCUACUUACUUGGUAACAUCGCACAUUUUUUAAAGAUAUUUAAAUCAAUUGAGUGACAUAAUUCCGGUCUAACCGCUCCUGUGCUUACGCAUUGACAUUUAGCUCAUUCCUUUUUCGUGCGCGGUAACUAUCGCACGCGCCCUUCAAGCAACAUGCCGAAAAGAAGUGCGCAAUCAAAAAUUGAUCACUACACUAGAAAAAUUCGAAAAAUUGAGGAAAAAGAACGAAAAAGACGGAGAAUAAUACCGUUACAAAUAUCAUCAUCAGAAGAUGAAGGUAACGAACACUCGGAUGUGGCUCAAGUAGUCGAGAUGGAAACCAACAUGGAUUCAAUAUCCGUGCCACCGGACAUUAUACCACAAGAUGGAGAACUGGAAUUUAAAGAUACCCUCGACGAUACUGCGGCGGAAUCCUGCCCUCGAGAAAACUCCACUGGGUUCGUAGAACCCGAAUUAGAUCCGGAUUUAUUGUCGGCAUUAGGUGAAUCCACGUCCGACUUGCCUGAUUAUGGCGAAAGCAUCCACUCCAAUUUAUCGCAAUUAUGGCAACCUUUGCUAAAGAAAGGAAUGCCAAAGAGAAUAAAGACAAGCUAUUGAAAGAGUACCUUGUACCAGAUAACUGUAGGCUCUUGCAAGCACCAAAACUAAAUGCUGAAAUUUCGGCAGCAGUACCGGAUAUGGUUCGAAACCGUGAUAAGACACUUAUCGCGUCUCAACAACAGCUAGGUGCCGGCAUCACUGCCAUCAAUAGAGGCAUGGAUGUACUCUUGAAGAACGACAACAAGGUCCAGGCUAUGAAACAUUUCAGCAAUGGUUGCCGGUUAUUGUGCGACUCACACUUCUUAGCAACACAGGCACGAGUGAAAUUAAUCACUCCUAGUUUGGACAAAGCCUUUUUAAACGUCAUUACUGACGCCGAGCGAGACGAAUCUCUGUUUGGGUCAUCCUUGUCCGAAAAGAUUAAAGCCGCAAAAACCAUUGAAAAGCAGGGUCUUUCCAUUAAAAAGCCCGCUAAGGUUACAAAACCACCACAGCAAGUUUUCAGCUCCCGUACACCAU